GCAGAAUCUCUCUUUUUCCCAGAUCCAGUCGGUUCCUCUCCGCUCUCCACAUUUUCCAUCAGAGCUUCUUCGGGUUCAGUGGACGUUGGAGCUGUAACUCUUCCCUCUCACAUACUGGUGCUGGACCCAGCAUCUGUAACAAGUGAGGGCUUCGCAUCCUUCGUUGCUCCCCGCAAGGAACAUCUGCCGAGGAAAUUGGAGGAGGAGGAGGAGGAGGAGGAGGAGAUACCUCAGAUGCUUCUUCCCUCGUAGGAUCUCCGGCGCGCUGAUCUUAUUUUACUUUGAACACCAAGCAAGAGAUGGAUAAUUCGCUCUCCGUUUAAUGCAGCUUGCCUUCGCUCCCCUCCUACCCCCAUCACUUCUCUCCAUUCCUGGCUGGAUUUUUUUUUUCUUCUUCUUCUUCUUCUACUGAUGGAUGCUUUUCAAACCGAGGGAAUUCUUUCCCCAUCCUCUUCCUCCUCUCUUUUUUUUUCUUGAGUUAGUGUCCUGACAUCUUCUGGCUUGAGGAUCGAACACAACUUUUUGUGUGUGUGUGUGUGUGUUUGUUUGUUUGUAUUUUGGCAAAAGAAAGAAAAAAGAAAGAAAGAAAAGAAUUAAGAAUCAUCCUAAAAACCUGGUCAGCGUGGAGAACUAAAAACAGCCCUACCCAAAAGGGAGGAGGAGACCGAAGUGUUUUGUACAUACGUUUGUGGGAUUGUUGCGUUUGGACUGGACCCAAAUAUCCGUAGGUGUGUGGGUUUUUUUUUUUUUUUUUUUUGGAAAUAUGGAGAAUAAUCUUGGAUCUGUUUGGCUACCCAAGCUGGCUUUUCUGCUGUUUGGGAUCUCUCUCCUCGCCCUGGAUCUUGAAGUCACCGGUGCCCAGAUUAUGGGAUUUACAACAUUGCACUUCCUGAUUGAACCUUCAGAUGCCGUCACUACACGGGGAACUAACAUUUUGUUGAACUGUACGGCAGAAUCAGAUCAAGGAUUUCCUGUAAUCAAAUGGAAAAAGGAUGGCGUCUUUUUAAACUUGGCAGUGGACGAGAGAAGACAACAGUUUUCCAAUGGAUCUCUUUUGAUACAAAAUAUUGUCCAUUCCAGACAUCAUAAACCCGAUGAAGGCCUUUACCAGUGUGAAGCAUCAUUAGAAGGAACUGGAGCUAUCAUCAGCCGAACAGCCAAAGUUUCAGUAGCAGGUCCACUGAGGUUUCUGUCCCAGACAGACUCCGUUACAGCAUUUGCAGGUGACACCGUUUUAUUAAAGUGCGAAGUUGUUGGUGAACCUAUGCCUACAGUCCACUGGCAGAGAAACCAAGAAGAUCUGCUUAUGAAUCCUGGUGACACUCGAGUAGCCAUUUUGCCUUCUGGAUCUUUACAAAUCAGUCGGAUUCAAGCAGGGGACAGUGGGAUCUAUAGAUGCCUUGCCAAAAAUCCCGCUAGUUCAAGAACUGGAAAUGAAGCAGAAGUCCGAGUUUUAUCAGAUCCUGGGUUGCACAGGCAACAAUUUUUUCUUCAGAGACCAUCCAAUGUGGUGGUUGUAGAAGGGAAAGAUGCCAUUUUGGAGUGCUGUGUUUCAGGCUAUCCAGCCCCAGCAUUUACGUGGCUGCGAGGAGAUGAACCAAUCUCGUUCAGAGCCAAAAAAUAUUCCCUGUUGGCUGGCAGUAACUUAUUGAUUUCUAAUGCAACGGAUGAUGACUCCGGAAGUUAUACCUGUGUGGUCACAUACCGAGAUGAGAACAGUAGUGCAUCGGCUGAGUUAUCAGUAUUGGUUCCUCCGUGGUUUAUCACUCACCCUUCAAAUCUCUAUGCCUAUGAAAGUAUGGACAUCGAGUUUGAAUGUGCUGUCUCCGGAAAACCAGCCCCUACAGUACAAUGGAUCAAGAAUGGAGAAGUUGUCAUUCCUAGUGAUUAUUUUCAGAUAGUGGGAGGCAGCAAUCUGCGGAUUCUGGGCUUAGUAAAAUCAGAUGAAGGCUUCUACCAGUGUGUAGCUGAAAACGAAGCUGGGAAUGCACAAACCAGUGCACAGCUAAUCAUCCCCGAACCUGCUAUCCCAAGUUCCAGGAUCCUUCCCUCUGCUCCCCGAGACGUGGUCCCUGUCUUGGUCUCCAGCCGAUUUGUCCGUCUCAGCUGGCGCCCACCUGCAGAGGCCAAAGGGAACAUUCAGACUUAUGCAGUCUAUUUUUCCAGAGACAGCAUCAAGAGGGAGAGGGCACUGAAUACCUCCCAAUCUGGGUUGCUCCAGCUUACAGUGGGGAAUCUGAAACCUGAAGAGACCUAUACCUUCCGAGUAGUGGCCUACAAUGAAUGGGGACCAGGAGAAAGUUCACAGCCCAUCAAGGUGGCAACUCAACCUGAGUUGCAAGUUCCUGGACCAGUAGAAAACCUCCAGGCUGUCUCUGUCUCACCUACCUCAAUUCUUAUCACAUGGCAACCACCUGCCUAUGCAAAUGGCCCAGUGCAAGGGUACAAGUUGUACUAUACAGAAGGACCAACUGGGAAAGAACAGACUGUAGAAGUUAACGGUAUAUCCUACAAGCUGGAAGGCCUGAAGAUAUUCACAGAAUAUACUCUCCGCUUUCUGGCUUACAAUCAUUAUGGCCCAGGAGUAUCAACUGAAGGCCUGACUGUUAGAACCCUUUCAGAUGUGCCAAGCGCUUCUCCUCAGAAUAUCUCUUUGGAAGUGGUGAACUCAAAGAGCAUCAAAAUGAGUUGGCUACCCCCACCAUCCAGCAUGCAAAAUGGAUUUAUCACCGGCUAUAAAAUACGGCACAGAAAGACAGCUCGCAGGGGUGAGGUAGAAACAUUGGAACCAAAUAACCUCUGGUAUCUGUUUACAGGCCUUGACAAAGGAAGCCAAUAUAGUUUCCAAGUUGCAGCUAUGACAGCCAAUGGAACAGGACCUUCUUCGGAGUGGUAUACGGCAGAAACUCCAGAGAGUGAUCUUGAUGAAUCACAGGUGCCUGAUCAGCCAAGCUCUCUUCACGUCAGGCCUUUGUCAACCAGCAUUGUCAUGAGCUGGACCCCACCAUUGAAUCCAAACAUCAUUGUACGUGGCUACAUCAUUGGCUAUGGGGUAGGCAGCCCCUAUGCCGAGACAGUGCGGGUGGACAGUAAACAACGGUACUAUUCCAUCGAACAUCUGGAACCAAGUUCCCAUUAUGUCAUAUCUCUGAAAGCAUUUAACAAUGCUGGGGAAGGAGUGCCUCUUUAUGAGAGUGCCACCACCAGAUCACUGACAGAUCCCAUUGACCCAUUAGAAGUUGAUUUUUAUCCUUUGCUUGAUGAUUUCCCUACCUCAGUCCCAGAUAUCUCCACCCCCAUGCUCCCACCAGUAGGUGUCCAGGCGGUUGCAUUAACCCAUGAUGCUGUGCGGGUCAGCUGGGCAGACAACUCCGUUCCCAAGAACCAGAAAACCACCGAGGUUCGGUUUUACACAGUGCGAUGGAGAACCAGCUAUUCUACAAAUGCUAAGUACAAGUCAGCAGAUACAACAGCCUUGAGCCAUACCGUGCCUGGUCUUAAGCCAAAUACCAUGUAUGAGUUCUCUGUCAUGGUGACCAAAGGUCGGAGGUCAAGUACAUGGAGCAUGACAGCUCAUGCUACAACAUAUGAAGCAGCCCCGACCUCUGCUCCCAAGGAUUUGACAGUCAUUACCCGUGAAGGGAAGCCUCGGGCUGUAAUUGUCAGCUGGCAACCUCCGUUAGAAGCCAAUGGGAAAAUUACCGCUUACAUUCUGUUCUACACUUUGGAAAAGAACUCCCCCAUUGAUGAUUGGAUCAUGGAGACCAUCAGUGGAGACCGACUUACGCAUCAAAUUAUGGAGCUGAAUCUGGAUACAGUAUAUUACUUCAGAAUACAAGCUCGAAAUGCCAAAGGAGUGGGGCCUCUCUCUGACCCUAUUCUCUUCCGGACUCUUAAAGUGGAACAUCCUGACAAAAUGGCUAAUGAUCAAGGUCGUCAUGGAGAUGGAGCCUAUUGGCCCGUUGACACGAAUUUGAUUGACAGGAGCAGCCUCAAUGAGCCCCCCAUUGGACAGAUGCACCCUCCGCAUGGAAGUGUAACCCCUCAGAAGAACAGCAAUCUUCUCGUCGUUAUUGUUGUGACUGUCGGGGUCAUCACUAUCAUUGUGGUGGUGAUUGUGGCUGUGAUUUGUACAAGGCGUUCAUCAGCACAGCAACGAAAAAAGCGUGCUACUCAUAGUGCUGGCAAAAGAAAGGGCAGCCAGAAAGACCUAAGGCCUCCAGAUCUCUGGAUACACCAUGAAGAGAUGGAAAUGAAGAACAUUGAAAAGCCGUCAGGUUCUGAUCCACCAGGAAGAGUCUCACCAAUCAAGAGCUGUCAAGAAAUCACUCCAGGCAGCCACAGCCAAUCUGAAACGCAGAUGGGCAGCAAGAGUGCCCCACAGUCUGUUCCUGACACGGAAGAAGUGGGAAGCAGCAUAUCCACAUUGGAACGUUCACUUGCAGCUCGACGAGCGACACGUGCCAAGCUCAUGAUUCCUAUGGACUCACAACCCAGCAAUCCUUCUGUUGUCAGUGCCAUCCCAGUGCCAACACUAGAAAGUGCCCAGUAUCCAGGAAUCCUGCCAUCCCCCACUUGUGGAUAUCCACACCCUCAGUUUACUCUCCGUCCUGUGCCAUUCCCAACACUUACAGUUGAACGGACCUUUGGAACAGGGAGAACAGUGACUGAAGGACCAGCCACACCACAAAGUUCCAUGCUACCGCAAACACAGCCUGAACAUCCAAGCAGCGAGGAACCUCAAAGCAGGACAAUUCCUACUGCAUGUGUCCGGCCUACACAUCCCCUCCGCAGUUUUGCCAACCCUUUGCUACCUCCGCCAAUGAGUGCAAUAGAACCGAAAGUCCCUUAUACACCACUUUUAUCUCAAGCAGCACCCAAUCUUCCCAAGGCUCAGGUUAAGACAGCAUCCCUUGGACUAGCUGGAAAAGCACGAUCACCUCUGCUUCCUGUUUCGGUACCGACAGCUCCAGAAGCCACAGAAGAAGGUCACAAACAAACAGAAGAUCCUGCUAAUGUAUAUGAACAGGAUGACCUUAGUGAACAAAUGGCAAGUUUGGAAGGGCUAAUGAAGCAACUUAAUGCCAUCACAGGCUCAGCUUUCUAAAAGGAGUUGCCCAGGAACAUUUCAGCAUACCAGCCUUUCACAAAGACCACAACCCAAAGUCACAUCUCCAUGAAGGCCACCAGUACAUCACUGAACCCCAUUCGAAGGAGGAUCUCACCGCCGCCGCCGCUGCCCCCAGACAACAUUGUGUGUGCUUAUCAGUCAAGCAGAAGUCAGAAAUAGAGAUGGAAAAACAAUCCUCUGAAGCAAGAACCCACUGCACAAAAGCUGAGUGCCUCCAAGUAGCCAGUUCUGUCCCACUGGCCUUUGUAGCAUGCAGGGAAGAAUCAUGCUAAUGGUCUGCUCCACACAUUACCUUCUUCUGAUAGUUGUUAAUUACCAACACUGGUCUCCCUCCCAGUGGGAGACGCCACCAUCUUCAUCUCAAAUCGAAUUCAAAGUGGAUCUCAGUCUACUUCCUCGAGUGAAACCCUGAGCAACUUUAAGGAAGCGUAAUACGUUUCUAAGAGACUAGCAAAAUUUGGUAAUUUGUACAUGGAGUUCAAGAGGUUAUCUUCUGCUAACAAUGAAUCUCAUUUACACGCUAAGCCUGCAACUUUAGUGGACGUGUUAUAACUUUGUGCUUGUCCAUCUCUGUGACUUACUAGCUGUUCCCUCUACCAGUUCUUCCCUUUUGCUAAACUUAGGUUUCCUAAAGAGUCAAAAGAACUUGUUGCAGUCAAAAAAAAAAAAAUGUAGAGUUGAAGUCUGAAUAUUUAUUCAGGACACCAAUUAAUACAGUACCAAUGAAGUGGGCAAAUGAUUUUUCACGUCAAUUUCUAGCACCAAUAACAGGUUGUAGGAGCAGCCAGGCUGGAGUAUCGUGGUUUAGAAAUAUGGCUAACUGUCCCACAAGCCCCCAUAAUAAAUAAAGUUAAACUACAAGAAAAGGAACUAUAGGAAAAGGAACAGCUGUAGAGAGAACAGAUAGGUGUAUCAGAAGGACUAAUACUGCAGAAUUAUAGAAGAAAGGGAUUAGACGAGAUGGGGGAGGGGAAACUGGAUUAUCAUCCCUACGUGCUCUUAGACCCGAGCAAAACAUUUUGACUGUGAAAAUAGGCAAAUGGGCAAUUAUGGACUCAAAAUUCCGACCAUUCUAGGAUUGUUUCAAUGUCACAUCCCCAUUUCACGUUCAAGACAUUUGUCUAGCACUCAGAACGGAUGUUUUGAGCUUGAAGCUCUUCAGGAAUGGCUGAGCCCUCUGGUUCAAAAUCGAAACAACCGUCCCAAACGCAAAGCAAUGCUUUGAAGUCCAAGCAUUUUGAAUUCAAAGCAUUUUCCCAUGCCACCCUUUACUGAUGAUGCUGACGAAAGCAAAUCUGGAGGUGCACUUUUCUGCAUAUUUAGAGGGCACCAGGUUGGGGAUGAAGGCCGAACUAGUAAACAACUUGGAAAAAUGCUCCUAAGUAUAAGGAGCUGAAGUACUUAUCUCUCUUGGAGAAGAAAUGGCUUCCCAGCCAUUUCUAAGUAUGCUAAUUCUGCUCAUACCCGUUCAGUUAAUAGGUUUGAUUAUUCAACCUAUUUGUGUAGGUUGUUUCAAAGCCAUAUAGAUCCUUCCUUUUGCAAAACAGAAAUCUGUGAGAAGUUUCCCAGUCGUUCAAUUUCCCAGCCGCAGCUUUACAGCCAGAAUAAUAUGUGAAACAGGCCUUAGAAGACCUUGUUCUGCUACAAAAGUCGAUAGGGAUGUGGGCGCACGUCCAUCAUGGAAGCGCAUUGUGAUAUGUGUUGAAGGCCACCUGAAUUCAUCUGUAAUAUAUACCUUCUCUUGUUUGGACUUCGGUGUCGUCUCCCUACAUCACAGCAACUGGGCCAUCAUGUAGCAUCAUAGGGUUAGAAAUAAUAUUCCUAACAGCACAAAACACAAAGACAAAAGCCUUCUAAUGCUUU
Messenger RNA from Pantherophis guttatus, 6994 nucleotides. It is a transcript of the gene DCC, whose product is annotated as DCC netrin 1 receptor. Gene Ontology annotation, cellular component: membrane. Lineage: Eukaryota; Metazoa; Chordata; Lepidosauria; Squamata; Colubridae. Gene Ontology annotation, biological process: cell-cell adhesion. Gene Ontology annotation, molecular function: protein binding. The record is from RefSeq and is a predicted model, not a curated record.